Phalaenopsis equestris is the source of this 3241-nucleotide messenger RNA. RefSeq names its product homeobox protein HOX1A. Lineage: Eukaryota; Viridiplantae; Streptophyta; Magnoliopsida; Asparagales; Orchidaceae. Gene Ontology annotation, biological process: regulation of DNA-templated transcription; chromatin organization. The record is from RefSeq and is a predicted model, not a curated record. Gene Ontology annotation, molecular function: DNA-binding transcription factor activity, RNA polymerase II-specific; chromatin binding; DNA binding. The coding region runs from base 502 to 3048 and encodes 848 amino acids. The transcript is spliced from 12 exons. Gene Ontology annotation, cellular component: nucleus.
UUUCCUAAAAAUAGAAGCCCAACAAAGCCUUUGUUGAGCUUAGGGUUUCCACCGCCGAAACAUCCGCGCUCCCUGAUCGAUCAUGCCCAUAAAUCGCUAAUGCGGAUGGGUUCCCCUUCUUCCAAAUUACGAAUGCUCUCUUCUCGCAAUUGAAGCAUUCUCAGUGCAUAGCAACGAAGACAGCAAAUUCGCAUCGCUACUCGGCUCGCCAUUGUCCAAAUCCUGUAAUUCACUCCUCACUUUGCUCUCGGCAUCAUCACUCGUCAUCAUGUGUUUCUCUUUGAUGAUUAUCUCAUUUUCUGCAAUGUUCCGAGCAAAGGGUGAAUAUCGGGAAUAAUCGCAUUUAUGAGCAACUUUUAGUAGGUUCCUUUUCGUGUGAGAAGGCCAUACUCAUCCAAUCAAAGUUUCCUUAUUCUUUUAUUCAUUAUGUCAUUGAAGAUUGCACGUGCCUUUUUGGCAUCAUAAGCUUUUGAGAAUUUUUAACGUAUUCAGCACGUGCAUAUGGCUUCUCCGGAAAAACAAAAAGGCAAGAAAACCAUUUCAAGGUCUAAGAAACGUUCAAAACCUCAGAAACAGGACUCAAGCCCAGGGUGUUCUGGAAGUAAACUCUUAAAAUCUGGUAUUUCGGGUUCUCAAAAAGAUGGGCCUGAAGAACAAACUGGCCAAAGUGAGCUCCUUUUGACUUUCAUAAAGCAGUCCAAGAAAGCCAAUAUGGUAAAUGGUGCAGCAAAGCUAUCUAACAAAUCGGCAUGCAAAAGAAAGAAAGCUCUCCCGAAACUGAGAAGAAGUUACAGUUUAAGAUCGUUGGAUAAAGGUAGAGUUCUUCGAUCAAAAGUAGAUGCAGCAAAAUGUAAAACUUCAGAGAAUUUGGCUAACAAUCCAGAAAAUUUGGUAACAAGAAAAAAGAAAAAUAGGAAGAAGAAGGAAAACAAUCCUGGUCAGAAUGAGUUAUCUAGAAUCAUCAAACACGUCAGAUAUAUGUUGAAUCGAAUGAAUUACGAGCAGAGUUUAAUUGAUGCUUACUCUGGUGAUGGCUGGAAGGGUCAAAGUGCAGACAAAAUCAGACCUGAAAAGGAGCUCGAGCGUGCUAAAUCUGAAAUCUUACGUUGUAAAUUGAAGAUUAGGGAGAUAUUUCAGCGCCUCGAUUCUUUGCUUGCUGAAGGAAGGCUUCAGGAAUCAUUAUUUGAUUCUGAUGGAAUUGACAGUGAAGAUAUAUUCUGUGGUAAAUGUGGUUCUAAGGACGUGUCUGCUGACAAUGAUAUCAUUCUUUGCGAUGGCAUUUGUGAACGUGGUUUUCAUCAGACGUGUUUGAACCCUCCUCUGUUGAGUGAAGAUAUUCCAACUGGAGAUGAAGGAUGGUUGUGCCCUGAAUGUGAUUGCAAAGUAGACUGCAUUGAUUUGCUUAGCGAGUUUCGAGGAAUCGAUCUAUCAAUUGAGGACUCAUGGGAGAGGAUUUUUCCUGAGGCGGCGGUUUUGGCAAAUGGAAACGGACAGUAUGACAAUCUCAAUCUUCCGUCAGAUGACUCUGAAGAUGAUGAUUAUGACCCUAAUGCUCAAAGAGUUGAUGUAGAUGAGCAAGUGGACGGAUUGGAUCAUGAAGAAUCAGAUUCAAGUUCUUCGUCUUAUGAUUCUACAUCUUCAGAUGAAAAUAUGAACCAAGCUACCGUUGAAUUACCCACAGAUGAUUCCGAAGAUGAUGAAUUUGAUCCUGAUGCUCCAGAUCCAGACAAAGAAGUACACAAGAGCAAUCCCAGCUCUGAUGAAUCUGAUUUUACAUCCGAUUCUGAUGAAUUUUGUGCGGAACUCAAGAAAACCGCACAUGCUAAAGAGGCUUCGGCAUCAUCUCAAUUGAAUGUUAAUAUUUUGAUUGAUUCUGAUAUUGAUGAAAUGAAUGAUGACGAUAAGCUAAAUGACUGUUCUGAAAUGCCUUCUGCCAAGCUUGAAAUGGACGAAGAGGAAAGUGGUUUGAGGUUGUCGAAUAAAAGGAGCCGUGAAAGAUUAGAUUACAAGAAGCUAUAUGAUGAAGAUUAUGGUAACCUACCCUCCGAAUCUAGCGAAGAUGAAGAAUGGAAUGGAAAGAUUUCACCGAAGAAGUUGAAGAAAACUGAUGAUAAACAAAUUGAGGAGGUUGCCAAGGAUAGUUCUGUAAAGACAACUCCAAAAUCAUGUAAAAAAAAUUCUAAUUCCUCCUCAGCUAAGGAAAAUCAUGGUCCUCAGGAACCUGAUUCUGGUGGCUGUAAUUCUUCUGCUGGUCUAAAAAAAUCUGCAGUGGGUUCUAAGAAAUUAUAUGAAGCCUUCCAGGAAAACCAGUACCCAACUAAGGAAAGCAGGGAUAGUCUUGCUCAAGAACUCGGCUUGACAUUCAAGCAGGUUUCAAAGUGGUUCUUAAAUGCACGGCAUAAUUCUCGUGUUUCGGCCAAGAAAUCGAGCAAUGUUGGGAUGACAACUUUUGAAGUUCCUAUUCGCCGUGAUACUCUUUCAAACUCAUCCAAGCCCAAUGAAGGAGUCACUACCAAAUCAACCAUAUUAGCCACGUCGCCCAAUGCUACUCGCCUAAAGAAAUUAGAUGAAGCCUUCCAAGAAAACCAAUACCCAAGCAGGGAAAAGAGAGAAGAGCUGGCUCAAGAACUAGGCAUCACAAUCCAAAAGGUGACUCGAUGGUUUGAACAUGCACGACGUCGCUCUCGUGCUUCUAUUAAGAAAUCCCACAAUCCUGCAACCUGGAGCCCAGAUAAACCCGAAGCCUCCUGCAGCACUCCCAACAGCCAAAAACUCAACAUACUUGAGGAAGACAAGACAACCGAACCAACUACGCCAAAUAAAGCUAUCGUCUUAACCACAACUUCGACGAGCUAUGCGAAGCCGAACGACAAUGGAGUAUCUGCUCGAAACGAAUUUAAUACUACCCCAAAAAGCAGUCUGAGUCCUCAGAAGCUUUAUUCGCCGAUUGCGAACGGAGCUGCUUCGAGUGAGAAAGGAACAAACUCAGUUAAUGACCGGCGGAAAGCCAUAGCUAAAGAACUGAGGAGGAUGAGGAAAGCUAGAUAGUUCUCCCCAGAAGAUAGUGGGAUUGCCAUGUGACUAUGGUCAGUAUUGCAAAUUUGUUGCCUUUUGGCUUGUUUUUUGGUCCAUCUUAUGAGCCUUUCCUGAUAUAUUUUGUUUUGACCUGUUACUGGAAGUUCUCAUCUUGUAAGCAGAAGAAUUUGACAUCUAAAGUUCUUUUUUUUUUUUUACUUUUAAA